This is a messenger RNA of Lathyrus oleraceus (garden pea), 620 nucleotides long. RefSeq lists its product as uncharacterized. Lineage: Eukaryota; Viridiplantae; Streptophyta; Magnoliopsida; Fabales; Fabaceae. Bases 27 to 482 code for a protein of 151 amino acids. The record is from RefSeq and is a predicted model, not a curated record. The transcript is spliced from 2 exons.
AGAAAUCCUGUUUAUUGUGAGUGAAGAUGGGAAUUAUUAGAUACUUAGGCUUUGCAAUGUUUGUGUUUAUUUCAUGCUUUCUAGUGUUAGGGAUCACUGCUGCUGCUGAUCCAACAUUAAUGUUACCAAAAUGCACAAAAUACAUCAAAAGGUUUGGACCAAAAAUUCCACCCUCAAAACAAUGUUGUGCCGCCAUGAAAAUGGUUGAUAUCUCUUGCUUCUGCCGCAAUCCACCCAUAAAAUUUGAAACUAUUUUUAGCAUGAGUAGAUUUGUGUAUGCAGCUACUACCUGUGCAUGCAAAACUCCUCCACCAGGAACCAAGUGUGGAAGUUAUACUAUUCCUGCUCCUCCUCAGCUUCUUAUUCCUAAUUCUCCUCAUCCUCCUCCAUCGCCUCCAUCUCGCCGGUCUCCUCAUCCUCGUCUUCCCACAUACAACUUCAUCAAUUAUCUCGGAAUCAUUUUCAAUAGAAUGAAUAAAUAAAUUAAUACUACAUGUGAUGUUGUGUGUGUUUUUAAUUAUUUACUAUUGUUUUUUUUCUUUCUUAAACUGGUUUGUAUAAUCAUGUGAUUGGAGAUCAAUCAUUAAUAUCUAUUAUUAUUGGUUGAAAAAGUUAUUACA